Molecule: messenger RNA, 428 nt
Organism: Phanerochaete carnosa HHB-10118-sp
Lineage: Eukaryota; Fungi; Basidiomycota; Agaricomycetes; Polyporales; Phanerochaetaceae
Exons: 1
Coding region: 45-338 (97 amino acids)
Source: RefSeq, a predicted model, not a curated record
GCACAACUACAGACUCUCGUGCCUUUGAUCUCUCGUUCCGCAAGAUGUCGUCUGCUGCGGGAGCUGACUUGCCACCUGAAACGCUAUCGUCCAUUCUCGGCUGUAUCACGCCAACCUACGUUACUUCUGACUUGGACGCACGCCGCCGCUUGAAACAUACACUCAUUGCGCCCAGCCUCGUGUGCAAGUGCUGGUCGGAAACAAUCAGACCUAUUCUCUUCCAGGUACUCGAGUUACGCAGCGCCGAAGAUGUACGGUUCUUGAAGAGCAUCGUCUACAGCCCUCAAUUCGCAACCUCGUCUCUGUCCGGGGCUAUCAAACGAAUAGACAUCCGUUAGAAAGCUACGGAGGCCAAAGCCUGGCUUCACCACGCCCACGGGCUCUCGACCAGACUAUGAGAAAAAAGAUUCACGUGUAUCGCAAUGAAC